GUCGCAACAUGUCAAUUAAAUUUAAUAAAAUAGUCACAGGGCCGUAUUAAUACAUAAUAUAAUCACUAUUAAUAAAGUGCUUAUUCAAUAAUAUUGCAGUAACCCACUGAAGUACCUAAUAUUGAAUACAAUAAAAACAAUAAAUACCAAUUGCUUAUUUAUUUAUGUAAUGGAAUUAUAUAAGGAAAUCAUUUUUGAAGUUACCUUAGUUUUGAUAAGUAAGAUAUAUUUAAAAAUGUUAUUUUUAUUUAAUAGUUUUAUUUUUAUAAAAUAUUUUUAAAUUAUAUUAUACUUUUACCUAAUUGUUUACUUUUAUAAAAUAGUUGGAUUAUUAGUUAUGGUAACUUCAUUUCUGGAACCCAUCCCUCGGGGUUUUUUUUGCGAUGACGAGACAAUUAAAUAUCCAUACAAACCAUCAACUAUCAGCAAAAGUUUCUUAUGUCUAUUUUAUCUUCUUCUACCAAAUCUUUUGGUAAAUAUUAUUUUAAAUUAUUAAACAACUAUUAUAGGUAUCCAAUUUAGUAAAAACUUAUAAAUUCAAAUUUUGAUAAUCAAUUAAAUAUUUAGAAGUUAGAAUUUUAUACAUUAAAUAUAGUAGUAUCAAAUAAAAAAAAUUAGAAACAUAGGGUAUGUUCUAAUUUUCUAUUUAUAUCAAUGAAUAAAAACAAAAAAAAAUGAAUAAAUAUUACACAAUUCAAAAUAAUAAUGCAAAUCUGUAAGUAUUAUUGUACAAUAGAUUUAUAUUUUAUUAACACAAAUUUCAGCAAAAUACCAUCAGAAAAUAAUAUAAAGUAGAAAAAAAACAGGUAUGCUUUUUAAUUUAUUUAACUACACAUAAUAAUAAUUCAUAUUUUAGUUAGGUUAAAAAUGUUUAAUUAUUUAUAGUUUUAAUUAUGAUUUUUCAAACAUAAAAUAUAAAAUUAAUUAUAUUUAUCAUAUAAAAUUUAAACAGUCAUUUUGAAUUAUAGAUGUGUUUGAAAUACUACUGGACCAUAUGCAAAAAUAUAAACAAUUUAUAUGUGAAUAUAAUUUAUUUUUGGUUGGGUUCUGGAUUAACCCAAAUUACAGUAAACCUUGGAAAAUAUUAUACAGGACGUUUAAGACCUCACUUCAUUUAUGUUUGUAAACCAAAUAUUGAUUGCACUUCACAAGAUCAAUACAUUUCAGAUUAUGUAUGCACAAAUCUGGAAUUAUCUGUAGUUAAUGAUUCAAGGUAAUAUACUAAGGUUAUAUACUCAAAUUGUGUAUCCAUUUAAAAUUAAACUAUUAAAAUAAUUUAAAAAUGAUUUUAAUAAUACCGUAAUUUCAGAGCAUCAUUUCCAUCAGGCCAUGCAUCUUUAGCAUUUUAUUCAACAGUAUACAUAAUAGUAAGUAUAUUCGCAAAGCAUAAUAUAGUAGUUAACAAAGAAAUGUAUUAAUUCUUCAUAUUUAAAAGUUAUAUCUACACAGUUAUAAGAAAAAUAUUGCAUGGGUUAUAAUUGAAUUUGCAAUAUUUGCAUCUGCUUGGUACACAACAUUGACUAGAAUUACUGAUAACAUGCAUCAUUUCACUGAUGUAUUGGCAGGUUCAAUUAUUGGUACAACAUUUGCUAUUUUAAUGGUAAAUAUCCUUAAGUAUUAUUAAAGCAUAAAUACAAAAUAUUUAUUUUUAAAAUAUAUAGAUGUGUGAAGUGAAAAAACGGACGACUCAAGCAAAAAUUGAUUCAGAUGACUAACAUAAAAAUAAUUCAAUACAAUUAUUUAUUUUAUUUAUUUAGUUGUAGAUAAUUAUAUCACCAAAGUUAAUGAUUCAAUAUAUGAAAUAAGUCAUUGUCAAGUUGAGCUAGUUGUUUAAGAAAUCCAUCAUUAGGUUGUAUAUAUCUUGCUUUUUUUACCUUUUCUACUGCAUCUUUAGCUCUUAAUCGUUUUUUGAUCAUUAAAUACGCAAUUGCAAUUGUUGCUGAUCUUGAAAUACCCAUAAUGCAAUGAAUCAAAAUUUUACCUAAUAAAUAUAAAUUACUUAUAACAAUAUUUGUCCAGGUUAAAAUAAAAUUUACCUGUGUAACAAAAUGUUUAAAACAUACCUUUCUGUAAUAAUGCAUCAUCUAUAAAAUUAGACACACUAUCAAAAUAUUCAUUUAUUGCAACAUCAGGAUCAUCACUUAGAGAUAACCCCAUGUAUGCAAUAUUAACUGGACGGUAAAAUUCUUCAUUUGUCUUAACCAAGUCAAAUCCAUUACCUUCAGCAGCAUUUACCACAUGUGUGAUACCCAAUGACAGUAAUAAGUUAAGAUUUUGUGCAGUAUUCCUGUAAAAUAGUAGAAUUUUAGAAACAAUAUUUUGAAAUACAUUUUAUUCAUAUUUACACUUACCAAUCUCCAACAUAAAUCCUUGGAUAAACUUCAGAAUAAUCACAUGUUGAAAUUUUUAAUUUUUUAAUUGGUGGCUGUGUACGUGUAAGAACAUUCUGUAGAUCCUCAAAAUCAAUUUCUCUUUUAGAUUCUUUUUUAAAUAUUUUGGCUAUAAAUUCCAUUUCUGAAAAAAAAAAAUGUCAAGACCAAUUAUUGAUAAAG
Cinara cedri is the source of this 2552-nucleotide messenger RNA. The record is from the annotation of a GenBank genome assembly. Lineage: Eukaryota; Metazoa; Arthropoda; Insecta; Hemiptera; Aphididae.